GGCAAAACUAGCAGUAUAAUGAACCGGCAAUCUAUUUAGAACUUGACUUUCCUCAUUUGGCAACGCUAAUCUUUAUAUAACGAAGAAGAAGAAGACUUUCCGACUUUCAUCGCCGGAAUAUUAAUUACAACGUUGAAUUUGCAUUUGCAUUAAAAAAAAUGGCCAGUGGACAAAAUAGCGACGCGUGCAGCUUAUGCGAGAAAAUAGGCUUGAAGCCGCUCACCAAAGAAAACGUGUUCAACUACUACAUACCACUACACGGUCUUGUCAGUUACGGAGCACUCUCGCUCAAUGUUAUGAACCCGCAGAUUGUGCCCAGACUGUUGCCGAAAAAGGACCUUACUAAUGUGUUCUUGAUUUCGUCUGCGGUAGGCACGUCUUUCUACAUCUACGGCCGUCCUCACCUGAAGGACGUCAAGACGAAUAAGCGCCUGGCGUAUGCGGCCCUCGGUGGAGUUUUAUUCAGUAUGGGUUCUGUGCUUGCCUGGGCCCUGCUAAAAUCGUCCCUUGCUGAGGAUAAUGCUAUUCUCGCCACCUUGGUUGGUCUGGGAACCGGCGCCGCCAUUGUCAAGGUUGGCACCGAAUACAUUAAAGAUAUUGAUAAUCUGCAGAAAAACUAAAGGAUGGAUGACUCCGAUAUGUGACGAGUAGAUGUGGCCCGCAUAUUUGAAUAAAAUUAUACAUACAUAUAUUAAACUCAAAGAAACUUUGGAUUUUUUCGAUGGUAGGAAUGGGAUGAUGGGGAUUCGCUACGAAGCAACAAUACAAACAAUAGAGAUUGAAAAUGUUUGCGUUUAUUAUAAAUUAAAUGUACCUUUAAUUGCCUUCUCUUAA
Messenger RNA from Drosophila obscura, 834 nucleotides. RefSeq lists its product as uncharacterized. The coding region runs from base 159 to 620 and encodes 153 amino acids. The record is from RefSeq and is a predicted model, not a curated record. Lineage: Eukaryota; Metazoa; Arthropoda; Insecta; Diptera; Drosophilidae. The transcript has a single exon.